CGGACCUACCUUUCCUUCUCAGUGAAGAAUAUAGAAAAAGGAGGUGAAGAAGAAAUUUGAGCUAUUGAGACAAACACAGAGACAAUUGUACGCAGAGAUGGCAAACGCAGAAGUUCAGUUAUCAGAUCACAGGGAGGUCCUGAAGACGCUUAAGAAUUGCGACCCUGCAGCGAAAUGCUUCUACACUCAGUCUGGUGUUCUGCUCGAGAGAACCGUGAAGGAGAUCUUCCCUCUCGUCGUCAUGGGCAAAGAAAAGCUGGAAAAGGAGAUAGAAAAUCUACGUCUGCGCAUUGAAGAGAAAACGAGGGAAGUGGAUCAAUUUCGAAUAACCUUCAACGUUCAGAUUCUUUCAGAGGAGCAAUCGCUGGCUGCUUAAGGGUCAUUGGAUGAAAUGAAGGAAAGUUUUCUUAUCAAAGAAUGAUUUUUAGUUUU
Messenger RNA from Argiope bruennichi, 432 nucleotides. Its product is annotated as prefoldin subunit 2-like. Gene Ontology annotation, cellular component: cytoplasm; prefoldin complex. The transcript has 4 exons. Gene Ontology annotation, molecular function: protein folding chaperone. Gene Ontology annotation, biological process: protein folding. Bases 98 to 376 code for a protein of 92 amino acids. The record is from RefSeq and is a predicted model, not a curated record. Lineage: Eukaryota; Metazoa; Arthropoda; Arachnida; Araneae; Araneidae.